This is a messenger RNA of Rhizophagus irregularis DAOM 181602=DAOM 197198, 852 nucleotides long. RefSeq lists its product as uncharacterized. Lineage: Eukaryota; Fungi; Glomeromycota; Glomeromycetes; Glomerales; Glomeraceae. The record is from RefSeq and is a predicted model, not a curated record.
GGUUAAAGCAUAUCCACAUCAAAAUAUAGAUAAUAUUCUUAAAAUAUAUGGAAUAUCCCAAAAUCCAAAUACAAAGAGUAUAUCAUGGUUCUUGAAUAUGCAGAAGGUGGAAAUUUCAAUAGUUAUUUAAAGGAAAAGUGUAAAGUUUUUGAUUGGUUUAAUAAAUUAAAAAUAUUAACUAAUAUUAUUGAAGGUCUUAAUACAAUUCAUCAAAAACAAAUGGUUCACCGUGAUUUUCAUAUUGGAAAUAUAUUAUUUACAAGAUUAUAUUAUGAUAGGGAUGAAUAUACUGCAUGUAUUUCUGAUAUGGGUUUAUGUAAAAAAAUUAAUGAUAUUAAUGAAACAAGUAUUUAUGGAGUUAUGCCUUAUGUAGCUCCUGAAGUGUUAAAAGGAGAACCUUAUACUCCAGCAGCAGAUAUAUACAGCUUUGGUAUGAUCAUGUAUGUCAUAGCAACCGGAAAUCAACCUUUCACUAAUUGUGCUCAUGAUGAUAUUCUAGCAUUAAAUAUAUGUAAUGGAAUUAGACCUGAAAUUAAUGAUCAAAUUGCACCAAAAUGUUAUACUGAUUUAAUGAAAAAAUGUUGGGAUUCAAAUCCAGAAAAUAGACCAAAUUCAGUUGAAAUAAAAAAAUUGAUUAACCUAUUUUAUCAAUAUAAUGAAAUUAAAAUGAAAUUUAACGAGACACAAGAAUAUAGGAAGAAAAUUUUUUCAGCAAUAAAAAAUAAUCAAUUAACUACUCAUACACAAGCUAUUUAUACAUCUCGAUUACUUAAUCCUUUUACAAAAAAUCUUUCAAAAUAUAAUGAUAAUAUUAAUAAUAAUACAGUAGAAAUUACUGAUUUUACAAAGUAA